AAUUAUUAACGUAAAUAAAUUUUAAGUUAUUCGACAAAAUUUAAAUAUUGUUUUUGAAAAUUUCAAGUUUUCGCAAAUUCAUAAAUGUAGAGAAUGCCCGUUGCAGUGCGUUUAGUUGAGGUUCUAACCUUAAUAACAUUGCUUGGAAUUUUAACUGGUAUCUCAGUAUUUGUUGUAUUGGCCCAACGGGCAUCGUUUGUUUUAUUACUGCUUAUAACGCCAAUAACCUAUAUUUUACAUGGUAUUUUAUAUGUUGCGGAGAAGAUCUUAGUUACAACUUUAACGGGUUUAUUGGGUGUAACUAACAGCGUUAGUGAUAAUAUGAACUAAAUUACUUUUAAAUUUAAUUAAAAAUUAUAACAUUUUGAAAUGUUCGCUUGUUCGAUUUAUAAAUUUAUGCAUAAUGUAAUAAAAAUAUUCUGUGUU
Lucilia sericata (common green bottle fly) is the source of this 426-nucleotide messenger RNA. RefSeq lists its product as uncharacterized. Lineage: Eukaryota; Metazoa; Arthropoda; Insecta; Diptera; Calliphoridae. The transcript has 2 exons. The coding region runs from base 94 to 330 and encodes 78 amino acids. The record is from RefSeq and is a predicted model, not a curated record.